Puma concolor (puma) is the source of this 1827-nucleotide messenger RNA. Lineage: Eukaryota; Metazoa; Chordata; Mammalia; Carnivora; Felidae. The record is from RefSeq and is a predicted model, not a curated record.
CAUACAUGGUUUUUGUCGAUGAUUCGGGAUGAAUUUAGAGGUGGAAAAAUUAACCUAGAAAAAACUCACAAAUUACUUGAAAAAUUAGAUAUUCAGUGCAAUUAUGUUCAUGUGAAAUCUAUUUUUAAGGAUAAUGACAGGCUGAAGCAAGGAAGAAUCACCAUAGAAGAAUUUAGAUCAAUUUAUCGAAUUAUUGCGCACAGAGAAGAAAUUGUUGAGAUUUUCAACACGUAUUCUGGUAACCAGAAAUUUCUUGUUGAAAAAAACCUGCUCCAAUUUUUGAUACAAGAACAGUAUAUACUUGACAUGAGUCAAAAUAUUGCUUUUGAGAUCAUUCAGAAAUAUGAGCCUAUUGAAGAAGUUAAGAGAGCACAUCGGAUGUCAUUUGAAGGUUUUAUAAGAUACAUGGGUUCAUCUGAAUGUCUAAUAUUUAAACCUGAUUGUGGAAGAGUUUAUCAAGAUAUGACUCAACCACUAAAUGAUUAUUUUAUUUCAAGUUCACAUAAUACCUACUUGAUAUCUGACCAGUUACUGGGACCAAGUGACCUUUGGGGAUAUGUAAGUGCCCUUGUGAAAGGAUGCCGUUGUCUGGAAAUUGACUGCUGGGAUGGAUCACAAAAUGAACCCAUUGUAUACCAUGGUUAUACACUCACCAGCAAGCUUUUGUUUAAAACAGUUAUCCAAGCAAUACACAAAUAUGCAUUCUUAACAUCUGACUACCCAGUGGUGCUCUCUUUAGAAAAUCACUGCUCCCCUUCCCAACAAGAAGUGAUGGCAGACACUUUGCAGUCUGUUUUUGGAGAUGCCUUGCUUUCUGAUAUGCUUGAUGAUUUUCCAGACAAACUACCUUCACCAGAGGUAUUAAAAUUCAAAGUAUUAGUUAGGAACAAGAAAAUAGGAACCUUAAGGGAAACCCAUGAAAGGAAAGGUUCUAAUAAGCAUGAAGACAAUCCAGGAAAGGAAGAUGAGAUAAUAAGCGUAGCUGGAUUACCACUUUUCAAGAAAAGGAAGGUAAGAAAGGUAAAGGUGGCUCUGGCCCUAUCUGAUCUUGUCAUUUAUACCAAAGCUGAGAGGUUCAGAAGCUUUCAGCAUUCAAGACUGUAUCAGCAAUUUAAUGAAAGUAAUUCUAUUGGGGAGACAGAAGCCCGAAAACUUUUAAAGCUGAGAGCCCACGAGUUUGUUCUUCACACCAGGAGGUUCAUUACCAGAAUUUAUCCCAAAGCAACAAGAACAGACUCCUCUAAUUUUAAUCCUCAAGAAUUUUGGAAUAUAGGUUGUCAAAUGGUGGCCUUAAAUUUCCAGACACCUGGUCUGCCUAUGGAUCUUCAAAAUGGGAAAUUUUUGGAUAAUGGUGGUUCUGGAUAUAUUUUGAAACCACAGUUCCUAAGAGAUAUUAAAACACAGUUUAAUCCGAAUAAACCACCAAAUCAGAGUGAUCCAGUUACACUUACAAUAAGGCUCAUCAGUGGUAUCCAGUUACCUCCCAGUAACCAUUCAUCAUCUAACAAAGCUGACGCAUUAGUGAUUCUAGAACUUUUUGGUGUUCCAAAUGAUCAAACGAAACAGCAGACUCGUGUCAUUAAAAGAAAUGCUUUUAGUCCAAGAUGGAAUGAAACGUUCACAUUUAUUAUUCAAGUGCCAGAAUUGGCAUUGAUGCGUUUUGUUGUUGAAAGUCAAGGUUUAAUAACUGGAAAUGAAUUUCUUGGCCAAUAUACUUUACCAGUUUUAAGCAUGAACAAAGGUUACCGUCGUGUUCCUCUGUUUUCCAAAAUGGGCGAGAGUCUUGAGCCUGCCUCACUGUUUAUUUACGUUUGGUACGUCAGAUAG